Messenger RNA from Dermacentor silvarum, 1912 nucleotides. It is a transcript of the gene Wdr92, whose product is annotated as dynein axonemal assembly factor 10-like. The transcript is spliced from 8 exons. Gene Ontology annotation, molecular function: ubiquitin binding. The coding region runs from base 1 to 1146 and encodes 381 amino acids. The record is from RefSeq and is a predicted model, not a curated record. NCBI's taxonomy places the organism in Eukaryota, Metazoa, Arthropoda, Arachnida, Ixodida, Ixodidae.
AUGUGCACGAGUGCGCGCAAACAAGUCUCCAGAAAUUCCGGAGUACUCAUUCCCAGGGAUUCAAAAAGCUCCGAGGGAAGCCGUACUGUAAUGACAGGACCCGUAAUACACAAAUACAUCCAACAGCGAGUCGAUUUAACCGCUUUCGACGUCAAAUGGAUGCCGCAGAGUGCCAAGUUCCUUGCUUUCGGAGCAUGUCCGGACGGCCAAGGAACGGUGAAUGUGUACGAGCUGGACGGUUGUUCAGUGAACAAAACGCAACAGCUUACACACCCACGAGGCGUGAAAUGCGGUACGUUUGCGUCCUCGAGUAGGGAGGAACGCAACGUUACGACGGGCGGCUUUGACGGGAAUUGGCGAAUUUGGGACGUAGAACAUCCAAGCCAGCCAGUUGUGUGCAUUAGAGGCCACAGUAAAAUCAUAAACUCAGUUGAUGGCAUCGGCGACACUGACGGUUCUCCAGCGGUAGUAACAGGAUGCAAAGAUGGUUCCGUUAAGGUUUGGGACCCGAGAAAGCCAGAACAACCGACCGUGGUUAUGGAACCCGCGCCGGAGCAGCAGAAGCUAGAUUGUUGGGCAGUGUGCUUCGGCAACGGCUACAGCGCAGUGGAACGGUGUGUCUGUGCUGGAUACGAGAAUGGCGACAUCAAAUUUUUUGACCUCAGAAAUCUCGCCGUCACAUGGGAGACCUGCGUCAAGUCAGGCGUCUGUAGCUUGGAGUUUGACCAGAAGUCCAUCUAUAUGAAUAAAUUAGUCGCAACUGGAACUGGGUCCAACAUACACGUCUUUGAUCUGAGGACGAAGCACCCGAAAAGAGGAUUUGCUCAACUGUCACAUUCUGAUGAAACAAACUCAACCAUUUGGGCUGCACGACAUUUGCCGCAAGACAGGGACAUCUUUGCUACCUGUGCGGGUUCCGGAACGAUCAACCUGUGGAAGUACCAAUACCCUGAUAAAAGAACCCACAAGGCUUCGGAUGGCUGCGACGAAGGCGUGGCUGGUACGUUGACCCACCUCUGCAAAGCCUCUCUGGGCAAUCAGCCAGUGUCGGCACUGGACUGGAAUCCAGACAUGCAAGGACUCUUCGCAACAUGUACCUUUGACCAGACCCUCCAUGUUGGCUUUGUCACUGGCUUGGCAAGCUGACCGCAUUCUUAUAUCGUAACAGAUGUACAGGGUGAUAUAAAAGUAACAGAAAACGUAAAAAUUUAAUUAUCUGAAAAGUACAGCAAGAUGCACAGAAAUAAAGAUCCUUUUUUGUAACAAAAACUUUUAAUGCAAAAGUAACGUUUGUCACCAAGAGCUGGUGCUGUUGCAGCUCAACGUUCCUGAAGCGCUUGGAUUUAAAGUAGACGGAAGCAUCAACUGGUCAGCAGUCGAAAUAAGCCAGAGAUGUUUAGAGUAUUGGUGGGAAAAAAGCAGGGAAGAGAUUGAUACGACCGGAUCCGUUACAGACACAGGUAGCAGUACAAGGUAGAUAGAGCUUUACGGAAGAGAAAAAAGAUUAAGGAGAUGUAUACAAAAAUGCUCAAAUGAAAAGCAUGUAUAGCAUAUCUGAUUAACUCAAGCAGCAUGCGACCAUUUGCCACCACCCACUUUGAAAGGGGAUGCCAAUAAAAAUGUAACUGCUCUGACUAAGACUAUAUUUUAAAAUGUCCCGUGUUCUGUGCAUUUUUGUGAAAACCUCGUCAAGCUGUUGUUAAAUUUUUACUUUUUUCUGUUACUUUUGGAUCACCUCUGUGUAUAAAAAUCAUUGAGGACGAUACUCAGAGGGAUUAUAUUUUGCUUACCAUUUUCAACAAGCAAGUAUUUUUGUUUCUGCUGUUACAAAACUUUCUCUCAAAGUGAAAGUAGAAUGAGUGCAACACCCUCCAUUGUUACAUAAAAAUAAAAGUGACACUAGUUGCCAAUA